Molecule: messenger RNA, 1686 nt
Organism: Leptopilina heterotoma
Lineage: Eukaryota; Metazoa; Arthropoda; Insecta; Hymenoptera; Figitidae
Product: acyl-CoA Delta-9 desaturase-like
Exons: 6
Coding region: 169-1146 (325 amino acids)
Biological process (GO): unsaturated fatty acid biosynthetic process
Cellular component (GO): endoplasmic reticulum membrane
Molecular function (GO): iron ion binding; stearoyl-CoA 9-desaturase activity
Source: RefSeq, a predicted model, not a curated record
UAUAAAUCUUGACUAUGAGUUUAAGCACAUAGUUUAGUUUUUAAUUUUGUACUAUAAACUCGACAAUUUUUUUUUCAAAGCAAAGAAGGAAUUUAAUAUUGAAGUAUAAAACAAAUUUUCUUCCCAAGGGAAUAUUUAUUCUUGAAAUUAUUAAUUAAAAAUUUUGUAAUGGUACCAAAAGCUGAAAUUUCGGUUAAUAAUGAUUCAACGACAGUUUAUCAUAAAGAAACGAAAAAGUCGUCAAGUUACUUUAAAACAGAAGUAAAAUGGUUAACGGCAUUUUUUGUUCUUGUUCUACAUAUUGCAGGGGUGUAUUUUUCUUUUACUUUUCCAUAUUUGCAGAAAAAAAAGACAGUUCUGUUUGAAUGGAUUGUUGCCCAUAUGGUUGGAUUUGGAGUGACCGGUGGUGUACAUCGUUUCUGGACUCAUCGCGCCUAUAAAGCAAAAUGGCCACUUCGGUUAAUUCUUCUAGUUUGCUUCUAUACAUCAGGACAAAAUUCAUUAUACAAUUGGGUGAGAUAUCAUCGUCUUCAUCAUAAGUACACAGAAACUGAUGCAGAUCCACAUAAUAGUAAUCGGGGUUUUUUCUUUUCGCACGUCGGUUGGCUUAUGAUGAGAAGACAUCCGGAAGUUAUAAGACGAGGAAAGCAAAUUGAUAUGAGUGACAUUCUCCAGGAUCCAAUUGUUGCAUUUGGUGAAAAGUAUUUCGAGUAUUUCAAAGUUCUCUUUACAUUCGUAAUACCAAUAGUCAUACCUGUUUACCUUUGGAAUGAGGAAUGGUAUUAUUCAAUAGCGACGACAAUUGUACGUUACAUAGUAACUCUGAAUUCCACUUGGAGUGUUAAUAGCUUGGCUCAUAUGUGGGGUGCUAAACCUUAUGACAAAACAAUAGCUCCAGUCGAAAACAAACUUGUCGCUCAUAUGACCAUGGGAGAAGGUUGGCACAACUAUCAUCAUGUCUUUCCGUACGAUUACAAAUGCGCUGAAUUAGGAAACUACAGUUUGAAUUGGACGACUUUUUUAAUUGAUAUGUUUGCGAAAAUCGGUUGGGCUUAUGAUUUGAAACAACCAAGGGAAGAUCUGAUUAAGACAGUGAAGGAAAAACGAGGUCAAGACUCUCACAUCGUAUAUGAAACACCAAACUAAGUAAGGAGUAUUUUGUUAACCAAAACUUGAUCUUUCGAUGGAAGAAUUUGCAAGUGAAUUUUAAACUCAACUGAUGACGUGUACAAACUUAAUAUUAUACUUAACCUCUUGUAAGGUGAAGACUGUAUUGCGAAAAAUGUUGUCAGGAAUAUCAAAAUUAUUGUCCGAUGUAAGAACUCGACAGAUAUGAAUGAUAAUUAUUGUAUAUUUUCUUUAUUUCUAAUUUAAUGAUGAUGAUGAUGAUGACGAUGAUGAUGUUUUAUAAAACUGAAACUUGUUCCUUUUUUAAAAAAGCAUAUUAGAAUAGCAUAUUUAGAAGGUAAAUCUUUUGACAAACUUGAUCUUUUGGUUUAGAAUCAAAAAGCAGUAGCUUUUUGAUGAUUCAUUCAUUGUACUGUAGUUGAUUUUUGAGGGGAUAGGAAUAGGUUUCAUUGAAUUUUUGACAAACGAAAUUUUAUUGCGAAACAACAAUUUAGAGAAAAACAGUCUAUUAAAAAUUGGAACAUAGUAUAUUGUAAUAAAAAAAUGUCCAUUUAUCAA